This is a messenger RNA of Galdieria sulphuraria, 812 nucleotides long. RefSeq names its product putative nuclease domain protein. The transcript is spliced from 2 exons. NCBI's taxonomy places the organism in Eukaryota, Rhodophyta, Bangiophyceae, Galdieriales, Galdieriaceae. The coding region runs from base 94 to 648 and encodes 184 amino acids. The record is from RefSeq and is a predicted model, not a curated record.
UUCGCCAGAGUACAUAGUGUCAAAAGAAAAUUGUCGUUUGUUAAGAUUUUUAAGACAAAAGACAAACACAAAAUAAAUAAGAUACCCUAUUUGAUGGUUUCAACAAACAAGUUUCUCUCCAGAAGAGAGAUCGUAGCAGCCCAUAUCAUUCUUUUGAGUAUUUUCUUGUCCAUAAGCUUUCUUCCAGUGGGUGCCAGUUCGGAAAGGAAGGUAUUGGAAGGUCAAGUAAGAGUGAUAGAUGGAGACACUAUUCGUUUUUUGAACGGACCUAGAGUCAGAUUGAAUCACAUUGAUGCUCCAGAGUUGAAGCAAACUUGUCUUCUCCAGGGAGUUGGCAAAAUAUAUCAUUGUGGGAAGACUAGCAAAGAGACUCUAGAAGGUAUCAUAGGGAACCAUAAGAUUUACUGUGAAUCUGACAAACUUGACGUAUACGGACGUUGGUUGGGCACCUGUUGGACUCUGGAUAUGGGGCAGAAGGGCAUUAAUAUCAACCAACGAAUGGUUCAACUUGGUGAAGCAGUCACCUAUAAGGGUGCUACGACAUAUCGAGUAGAUGAGGAGGCUGCGAAAGUCGCCAAAAAAGGUAUAUGGAGUAGCAGCUUUCAAUGGCCUUGGGAGUUCCGCAAAACAAAACGAGCAGAACUUUAAACUGCUUUAUUUUCCAAUACAGAAGUCUCGAAAGAUAACGUCCAAAAGUUGCUCGGUUUCCACGUGACCCGUAAUUUUGCCUAUUUCGUUCAUGGCUUGUCGAAGUUCUUCGACUGCUAAGACAAUACUAGCAGGAGUCUUUGGAAAUUCACCUAGUAACUGGU